AUGGGGUACACCUCCAAAUGCUCCGCAAUGGGGCACACCUCCAAAUUCUCUGCAAUGGGGUUCAUCAUCAAAUGUUUCACAAUGGGGUACACCUCCAUAUGCUCAGCAAUGGGGCUCAUCAUCAAAUGUUCCACAAUGGGGUACACCUCCAAUUUCUCAGCAAUGGGGUUCAUCAUCAAAUGUUUCACAAUGGAAUAUACCUUCCAAUGCUCACCAAUGAGGUUCAUCAAAUAUUCCAAAAUGGGCAGGUUCAUCACCAAAUGUUCCAUAGUGGGGUACACCGCCAAAUGUUCAACAUGGAUUUUCAGUGGGACCAGAAGAAGAAACAAAUACGAAUAA
Molecule: messenger RNA, 339 nt
Organism: Eruca vesicaria subsp. sativa (arugula)
Lineage: Eukaryota; Viridiplantae; Streptophyta; Magnoliopsida; Brassicales; Brassicaceae
Source: the annotation of a GenBank genome assembly